CCAACAAUGGUCUUCAAACGAGUCCCUUACGCCAUCGGGUCACCCUUCACAUCAGCCUCACGUUCUGUUCCUCGUGAUGCAAGGUGCGCAGAUGUAUGCUAGGACCAUACCGCCGCCCAAGAUCAGAGCGAUCAUAGCCAUGGUCGUCCACGUGGCCGAGCUCGAGGUAACGCGGGUCGGCACCAGCCUCUUUAUCGCCGGCAACUCGGCGACCUCCUCGGUCGCCAAGCCCCACCUCCUGGCCUUGGCGAUAAGGGACCUCAGGCGCCGCGACGCCUUCUCGCAGGACCUCCUCGACGUCCGCUUCGAUAAGCCGUCUAAACAGUUCCCGAAGUGUCCCAUAAUAUCGCGACGUGUCUCAUUCUUAAGUCAAUCCAAGUGCUGCGACAAGUUCCGAACCGCGAUCGACCGAAACUGUCGUGAAGUAUGUCCUAGUAAUCGGGCAGCGGGGGCACGUAAACCGACGUGCGAGUCCUGUCUCACUCGCUCAAUGCUAUAUCAUGAUCCGCGCCAUUUUCGAAAAUCGAGGGGGGAUAUUAUAUCCUCCGAAAUUCGAACAGCCCUCUCGAUUUACGCCGUGCUCCGACUCGAAGAAGAUCGGAUCUCUUCUGAUAAAUUAGCAUUGUAUAGUGACUGGUGA
Wasmannia auropunctata (little fire ant) is the source of this 640-nucleotide messenger RNA. RefSeq lists its product as uncharacterized. The transcript has a single exon. The coding region runs from base 77 to 640 and encodes 187 amino acids. NCBI's taxonomy places the organism in Eukaryota, Metazoa, Arthropoda, Insecta, Hymenoptera, Formicidae. The record is from RefSeq and is a predicted model, not a curated record.